GCCUGCUGCACCCAGGGAACAGAGCAGAAACUGGGGGAGUGGAGCCCAGGACCCAAGGUUCCAGGGGGAGGGGUCAGAGUCCAGCUCAUCUCAUAAACAGAGAAGUCAGGGCUCAGGGGAAGGGCAAAGGUUGGGAUCCAGGGCAUUGGCACUGGGGCCAGGAGGUGAGCUCCGGGCUUGGAGGAAGUGCCCACCUGGCUCCCAUGGCCUUCCUCGUGUCCGGAACGCUGCAGGUGGCUGCGCAGAUAGCAGAUGCUCAAGAUAGCCUGGGAAGAAAGGGGAAGUACAACCUGCAGGGUCCAAGGAUGGCCCUGACACUCAGCAGCCCUGAAGUUUUGGCCUCUACGGUGGCUGUCCUGGAGGACGUGUUCCAGAUCUUGGGCUUUGAGAGCUGCCAGAGGAGGGAGGCCUCAGUCCAGGAGUUCCUUGGGGAGCUGACUGGGUUCCGGAAGCAGCUGGAUGCCCAUGGGGGCCCUAUGGGUUGUGCCCUAGUGGCCUUGGUGGCCCUCAGUGGGCAGCUGAGGCAGCCGCAGCAGCUGGUCAGGGAGCUGAGCCGCUGUGGAGCCCUGCGGGGUUGCCCCAAAGUCUUCCUGCUGCUUUCAAGCACUCCUGGGGGUGCCCCUAAGCCUAGAGCCUUCCUCACUGAACUGGGUGAGCUCUGUCGCCGCUGUUCUCACUGGUCCCUGCUGCAGCUGCUUACAGAGGUCUUCUGCAGGAUGGCUGAAGAGUCCUCAGGGGCUACCUACUGCCCAGUCCUUCGGAGCUCUUUGCGGGGGGCACUGUGCUUGGGGGAUGUGAAGCCCUGGAGGCCCAAGCCAGAACCCAGCUUCAGCGCUCAGUAUGAUCUAUCUGGGACCAGGGCUGCCCUCCUCCUAAGUGUGAUGCUGGACCGGCCUGGGGCCCAGCAUGACGUGAAGGCACUGAGGGACCUGUGCCAGGCCCUGGGCUUCGAGACCACACUGAGGACAGACCCUACAGCCCAGGCUUUCCAGGAGGAGGUGGCCCAGUUCCGGAAGCAGCUGGAUACCCACAGGGGCCCUGUGAGCUGUGCCCUUGUGGCCCUGAUGGCUCAUGGGGGGCCUCAGGGGCAGCUGCUAGGGGCUGACGGGCAAGAGGUACAGCCAGAGGCGUUGGUGCAGGAGCUGAACUGCUGUGGGGCCCUGCGGGGCCGCCCCAAGAUCUUCCUGAUCCAGGCUUGCCGUGGGGGUCACAGGGACGCCGGCAUGGGGCUCAUAGCUCUCCCUUGGUUCUGGCGCUGGCUGCAGGCACCACCAGCCAUCCCCUCCUAUGCUGAUAUCCUCCAGAUCCAUGUGGAUGCCCAAGGCAGCUCUUCCAGCGGCUUCACUCCAGGGAACUCUGACAUCCUGACGGUCUACGCAGCCACUGAGGGCUGUGUAGCCUAUCGGGAUGAGAAGAAGGGUUCAGACUUUAUCCAGACGCUGGUGGAAGUCCUCAGAACUGAUCCCAGGGGAGACCUCCUGGAGCUGCUGACAGAGGUCAAUCGUCAGAUGUGUGAGCUGGAUGUGCUGGGUCCCGACUGCGAUGAACGUCGUAAGGCCUGCCUGGAGAUCCACAGCUCGCUGAGGCGCCGGCUCUGCCUGCAGGCUUGACUUUGCUCACAGAAACCCGGUUAGUGCUAACAAAGAGUGGCCACACCCCAUUGCCACCACUGACUCCAUCCACCUCUCAGUUACCUCCCUGUAAACGGGGCAUCACGGCAGGGCGCUGGGCUCACCUGGGAUGCAAUAAACAAGUGUUAAUGAGCGUUGCACAUGUGACUAGCGUCUGCUCUCAGGGAGGUGGGACAAUAAGUAUGAAAAGUGCCUGGCACUUCGUAAGGGCACAUUUGUGCCCCUGGGAAGCAGAGCUGGGCCUGCAGGGAAUGGGAGGACAGCAACAUCCGAGAUUAAGGAACCCAACAUGGGCUAGGCUGAGCUGGAUGACCUGGGAAGAGGCAGCCCAGGGUUUUGACAUCGUUCAGCACACGCGCCCCACCUACACGCUGCGCUGUGCGAUGGAAAUACAGGAGACGCGGUAUCUGCCCCAGGAGACUGGGGCCACAGGACUGCAACAGAGCUUUGCAGGUUUGGCAGUGUUGUGAUGGGAGAAGCACAGGGGCUGAGAGCAGUGGGCAGCUCCUGACGCAACGUGGGUCGGGAGCACGUAGGGAAAGACAUCCAAAGGGUCCUCUCGGGGCUGGAGGGGCCUGGGCGGCCUCUCUGAGACUCGAGCUCAUAACCACAGGCUGGAGCGAGCUGUAUUCAGGUAGCUAGCUGUCAGUGCUCAGUUUAGCGCAAUAGCCCAAUUCCAAGCCUCACCCACACGGAGCCUGGGGGGCGGAGCUCUUUUGGACUCUGAGCAUGCGCAUUGAUACACACCACGCAGGCGCCUGUACAAGCUUUAUGAGAAAAGCUGCAGGACCGCUUAUUGCAAGGCCGCGUGGCCUAAUGGAUAAGGCGUCUGAUUCCGGAUCAGAAGAUUGAGGGUUCAAGUCCCUUCGUGGUCGCUGCUGGACUUCGUUUUUCUCUCUCUGCGCAAAAUUUACCCCCUCUCAGGAUUGCUCCCUGGCUCAGGUUUGGGAUCCUCCGGGAGUGCCACCCUCCGGUCCUCCUGACUAUGUGGAAGCAGUUCUGCACCUGCAACCACAGAGUUCGGCACUCAGGGUCAGGAUUGCACCCAAGGCAACUGCCAGGGCACUGCCAAGACUAACUCUGGUGGGACCCGGACGGACUGCAGAUCGUGAAGCCAACGGUCCCUCCUCCCAGGAGCCCACUGGGAAUGGGUUACAGGAAAUAUGUAUAGUUCAAAAGAAGAGAACUGUAACAGAGAGGAGUUGGAUUGUUGAUAGGGGGUCCGGGUACGGUAGUUGCCCCUGGGUGCAUUUAAAAAUAUAACAGAGGUUUGGGUAUAGAUAAUGGUAAUGGUUGCACAAUAUUGUGAAUGUAACU
Molecule: messenger RNA, 2948 nt
Organism: Hipposideros armiger (great roundleaf bat)
Lineage: Eukaryota; Metazoa; Chordata; Mammalia; Chiroptera; Hipposideridae
Product: caspase-14-like
Exons: 11
Coding region: 204-1610 (468 amino acids)
Biological process (GO): proteolysis
Molecular function (GO): cysteine-type endopeptidase activity
Source: RefSeq, a predicted model, not a curated record